This is a messenger RNA of Drosophila busckii, 711 nucleotides long. It is a transcript of the gene fabp, whose product is annotated as probable fatty acid-binding protein. The transcript is spliced from 3 exons. The record is from RefSeq and is a predicted model, not a curated record. The coding region runs from base 65 to 460 and encodes 131 amino acids. Gene Ontology annotation, cellular component: cytosol; nucleus. Gene Ontology annotation, molecular function: fatty acid binding. Gene Ontology annotation, biological process: fatty acid transport. Lineage: Eukaryota; Metazoa; Arthropoda; Insecta; Diptera; Drosophilidae.
UUCACAAGUUGCCGAGAGUUUUUUGUGUUGUCAAGAAGAAAAGCAGACGUGAGAAUUUAUUAAAAUGGCAUCUUUCAUUGGCAAGAAGUACAAACUGGAAAAGUCCGAGAACUUCGAUGAGUACAUGAAGGAACUGGGCGUUGGCAUGGUGAUGCGCAAAAUGGGCAACUCAGUUAGCCCCACCGUGGAGGUGACCCAGGAUGGUGAUACAUAUACCAUGACCACAACAUCCACAUUCAAGACCUCGGCGAUUAGCUUCAAGCUGGGCGAGGAGUUCGAUGAGGAGACUCAGGAUGGCCGCAAGGUCAAGAGCAUCAUCAGUCUGGAUGGCAACAAGCUGACGCAGGAGCAGAAAGGCGACAAGCCCUCGACCAUUGUGCGCGAAUUCUCCGACAGCGAGCUCAUUACUACCCUUACUAUUGGCAACGUGAAGUGCGUGCGCACCUACAAGGCUGUCUGAACAUUCUUGGAUGGGGACCAAACUCAGUGACUGAAUUCUAAAACUGUCUAAACUAUAUAUUUGCAUUAACUAUAUACAACUAAAGCCCCUUUCUCCCAAUGUUUCUAUUGUUAUUGAUUAACAGUAAUUAACGGAACUGCACCUUAUUGUUUAAUUAUAAACACACAUGCGAAUGAUAUAAUGCAUGUAACAUGACAUAUUAACUAUUUCAAAAUGAAUUUGAAUAAAGGCGUAUAUUAUUUGCUUUAAAA